This is a messenger RNA of Clarias gariepinus (North African catfish), 1947 nucleotides long. RefSeq names its product regulator of chromosome condensation 1 (gene rcc1). The transcript is spliced from 10 exons. Gene Ontology annotation, cellular component: cytoplasm. NCBI's taxonomy places the organism in Eukaryota, Metazoa, Chordata, Actinopteri, Siluriformes, Clariidae. The record is from RefSeq and is a predicted model, not a curated record. Bases 113 to 1369 code for a protein of 418 amino acids. Gene Ontology annotation, molecular function: guanyl-nucleotide exchange factor activity.
GAGAAAACGGCGCGAGCGCGUGUGUUUUCUCAAGAAGCUCAGUGUAACUUAAAGAAAGCUCGCUGCCGGAGGACGUGUUUUACUAAAGAAUUUUGAAGACUUUUGAGCUGCGAUGCCUGCAAAAAAAGCCACAAAGAGACGAAAAGAAAAUGAGACUGAGGACGCGUCACUGAAAAAAGUGAAAGUCUUUCACAGGAGUCACAGUCAGGAGAAGGGCCUGGUCCUGGUUCUUGGACAGGGAGAUGUGGGUCAGCUCGGCCUGGGGGAAGAUGUGCUCGAGAGGAAGAAACCAGCAUUGGUGACUCUUCCAGAAGGAAUUGUGCAGGCUGUGGCAGGGGGCAUGCACACCGUGUGCCUCAGCGACACAGGCAAUAUCUACACAUUUGGCUGCAAUGAUGAAGGUGCUCUGGGCAGAGAUACCUCAGAGGAGGGCUCUGAAAUGGUGCCAGGAAAAGUGGAGUUGGUGGAGAAAGUUGUGCAGGUAUCUGCUGGUGACAGCCACACUGCUGCUCUCACAGAGGAUGGAGUAGUCUUCAUCUGGGGAUCGUUCAGGGAUAACAAUGGCAUCAUUGGGCUUCUUGAGCCAAUGAAAAAAUGUACCUUGCCUGUCAAAGUUCCUAUAGACACCCCAGUGGUAAAAAUAGUUUCAGGAAAUGAUCACCUAGUAAUGCUCACUGUGAAUGGAGCGCUCUACACUUCUGGCUGUGGAGAACAAGGCCAGCUGGGAAGAGUACCGGAGUGCUUUGCCAACCGUGGGGGCAGAAAGGGGUUAAUGAGGUUACUGGAGCCUCAGAUGGUCAUGGUGAAGCCGCGAGGGAAGGUCCAGUUCACUGAUGUCUUCUGUGGAGCAUACUUCACAUUUGCUAUAUCUAAAGAUGGUCAUGUUUAUGGCUUUGGUCUCUCCAACUAUCAUCAGCUGGGUACUGCAAGCACAAGCACAUGCUUUGUUCCUGUGAAGCUCACUGCCUUCAAAAAUUCCACAACCUCCUGGGUUGGUUUCUCUGGUGGUCAACACCACACUGUCUGCUUGGACUCUGAAGGUCAGGUAUACAGCCUUGGCCGUGCUGAGUAUGGGCGUCUGGGCCUGGGAGAGGGUGUGGCAGAAAAGAGUGAGCCCACAGGAGUCUCAGGAAUCACUAGAGCCUGUAUGGUAGCAUGUGGAGCAUCUGUGAGCUAUGCGGUUACUAAAGAAGGCUCUGCUUAUGCCUGGGGCAUGGGCACCAACAUGCAGCUGGGCACAGGAGAUGAAGAUGAUGCCUGGAGCCCAGUAGAGAUGGUGGGCAAGCAGCUGGAGAACAGGGUUGUUUUUUCUGUCUCCAGUGGAGGGCAGCACACUGUCUUACUGGUCAAAGACAAGCAAGAGAGCUGAUAUUAAACCCAAAUACUGAAAGCUGAGCUGUAUUACUGUUCUAAUGGUUAAAAACUAUAGCUUGAUCUGGGGUGGUGGGGGGGGAAUCAAAGGUUAAACUGUACUGUAUCUAGCUAGAUAGAUUAGGCUGGCUUAGAGAUGGUGGGUCUGAUUUAAACAUUUCUCCCACUUUGUGGAGAGCCCAAACAUUCACUGGAAGUGUUCCAGUAAACCAUGAUCAAAAGACUAUUUUUAAAACCGUUUUUUUUCCCUUUCUUUUCUUCUUCUUUUUAAAUUCUUUUUAAUAGGAAUCAGUAGUAAGCGUUGAGUAUUGCCAGCUGAGUGAACAUGUGUAUGUAAAGUUAUUAAUUGUUUAGAGAUUUUAGGAAUUGUCUCUACAAAGGGAUUUUAAAAGUUAAUAAUUUUGCCCAGAGCAAUAUGUAUGUGCAGUGGCUUCAGCUGCAAUGUAUUCUCUGCAGUUUUACAGGAAAAAGAACUUUAUUGCUGUUAUUUGCAGUAUUCAACUGUUUUCCUUGAAAUUACCAGUUGUUGAUUGAUUGCCCUGUGGGAAGUGUAAUAAAAAUUUAAGUUCUUACAAA